AUGGCCUCGCUGGCCUCACCCAGCCAGCCGCGGUCGCCGCAGCAGGUCUGCGACAACUGCCGAUUCCGCAAAACGAAAUGCGACCGCGGCCUUCCCUGCAGCAGCUGCGUGGCCUCGUCCAUCCGCUGCCAGUACCUUCACACGCUUCGCCGUAAGGGGCCUCGCGGUGGCAAGGGACGGCGCCUGCUGCAGAUACGGCAGGGCCUCACGCAGCUGGACAAGGACCAUAUCGAAGUCAGCACUCCGGCGCAGCUUCAGCUCGAGGGCGCCGCUGCAGAGGAGCCGCCGCUACAGUCCUCCGUGGACGCCCGAACGUCGUCUACCUCGGAGCGCAGCAAGCAUCAGCUGGCUGUUGCACUGGCGGCCAAUGUCCAGGUCUUCUUCAAACACCUCUUCCCCAUCAUGCCAGUACUCAAUGACGCCGAGGUCCUCGCCGAUGCCCUGCAAUUUGACGAGCUGCCCUUUCCGCGACAAGCGUUUAUUCUGUCGCUCUGCGCCGCGACGCGCAUACAGCUCAAGCUGGACUACGUCGAAGAGUGCGAUGACGCGCACACGUCCCUCAACGCGCACCUUGGGUCCCCUCUGACGGGCGAGGGGCUUCUCUCGGCCGCCAAAAGAUUGCGACGGCAAUUCGACAUUGUCGACAACCGAGGGCUGGACGCUGUCCUGACGUCCUUCUUUCUCUUUGCGGCGCACGGGAACCUGGACCAGCACCAUCACGCGUGGUUCUAUCUCAACGAGAGCAUGACGGUGGCAUUCUCACUCGGGUUGGACAAUGAAGCAACGUAUUUCAACCUUCCCAAGGGCGAGCGCGAGCUGCGUCGGCGCAUAUUCUGGCUACUCUUCGUGACAGAGAGGACGUAUGCCCUUCAACACCGCCGGCCAGUCAUGCUGCGCAGCACCAUCACUAAGCCACAGGUCGUCGAUUCGGACUGUCCCGUGGUCAUGCACGAUUUUGUCAACCACAUCCGUCUCUUCGAACUGCUUCCGCACUCCCUAUACGACUGGCUGCCAAACAGCGACCCGACGCAACAGCAGGGAUCGAGCAUUGUGCUCAGCCAGCGCGUCGCCGACAAGCUCUGCGCUGUGCAGGCCACAGACUCGGUACUCGAGAGCCAACGAUUCGACACGCUCGUUACCCAGCAGUGGUUGCGAGUGGCCAUGUGGCGCCUUGCGUACGGCGUCAACCCGAGCCUGAUGUACGGGCAUGCCGCUUCGCCAAGCUUGAUCGUGCCAUUUGAGGCGGGAAAGACCAUCAUGGCGCAGCUGGACGUUGUUAGCCAGACCUCCAAGGAUUGUCACGGCAUUGGCAUUGAACAAAAGCUGUUUGACAUUGGUAUCAGCCUCGCCGACGCCUCAAUGGUGACUUUUCCAACUUCAUCAUUCGAGUUUGGGUCACUGGAUCUACUGUCCUCUAUCGUCAAGUGCCUCGGUCGCAUCCGCGGAGGCAAAUCACAUCUGUUACCCGAGUUGCUCAAGCACUCCGAAGGCGUUUUGGCCUGCACCUCGCCCGCUGCGCAGAUUGACAUGCAGUGGGCGCUAGGCGACGAGUCCAGCUCGGAUCCAGAUUCAGCCGCGGACGGUGCACCCAUGCAGCUCGAAGACGCGCCGACCGGCCAGGACGCAUGUGAGUUGUCGCAGUUUGACACGGUAGGCGCGUUCAUGUCCGCUUCCUGCGACAAGCUGGGCUUUGACGACGUCGAUGCGGGGCAGUUGGCGUGA
Messenger RNA from Purpureocillium lilacinum, 1722 nucleotides. RefSeq lists its product as uncharacterized. Gene Ontology annotation, biological process: regulation of DNA-templated transcription; DNA-templated transcription. The record is from RefSeq and is a predicted model, not a curated record. Gene Ontology annotation, molecular function: zinc ion binding; DNA binding; DNA-binding transcription factor activity, RNA polymerase II-specific. NCBI's taxonomy places the organism in Eukaryota, Fungi, Ascomycota, Sordariomycetes, Hypocreales, Ophiocordycipitaceae.